AUGAAUGGUGCUUAUGCAAAUGGAGGUGAUGACGAUCGUAAUGAUUCGACUCGAAUAGUAUCCUAUAGAUCUGCUGUUAGUAGAGAACAUAUGCGACCACCUCAACGUGCCAAACGAAAACGUAUUGGUAAUGAUAUUGAUUUAAGUGAUAUCAAUACCGAUCUUGUUUACGAUGAACAUCAAAUUUCCAUUGAAGAACUUGUCCAUCGAUUUGAUACAGAUUUGAGAACGGGCUUAACAAAAAUUCAAGCUAAACAACGUUUAGUUGAUGAAGGCCGUAAUUAUAUUGAACCACCUCAUGUCAGCAUUUCUAAAUCCUGCGAACGUUUUUGGCUUCAACCGUAUAUUCUAUUUGUAUCAAUUUUAUCCUUACUUGCCAUUCUUUGUUUCGUGGCAUUUGCUAUUCAGCUCAAUACACGUCAAGAUCCAACAUAUGAGAAUCUUUAUAUGCUUAUUGUUUUGAUAAUCUUCAUUCUUUUACCAAGUAUUUUUACGUUUGCCGUCGGACAUAUAAGUGCCAACAAAUUGCAAUAUUUACGAUAUCAAAUAAAACAAGUAAAACAAAAAAAUUCUAAAUUAAGUUAUUUCGUGUACAUAACACAGGAAUAA
This is a messenger RNA of Rotaria socialis, 609 nucleotides long. The record is from the annotation of a GenBank genome assembly. NCBI's taxonomy places the organism in Eukaryota, Metazoa, Rotifera, Eurotatoria, Philodinida, Philodinidae.